Periconia digitata is the source of this 1867-nucleotide messenger RNA. NCBI's taxonomy places the organism in Eukaryota, Fungi, Ascomycota, Dothideomycetes, Pleosporales, Periconiaceae. The record is from the annotation of a GenBank genome assembly.
GAUGUACGGAUUUGAGAUAUGUGUGGUAUGCUCCUGUUAUGUAACAUCCCAAUGCAGCAAAACAAACGACUGUGCCUCCUGCGCCUCAGUUAGCGUUCCGUCUGACGUCACGAUUCAACAUCAAUACUCAAUCACAUCGUUAACGGUUUACCUUCUAUGCAGACUUCAGCAAUCAAUACCAUCUACUUCAAAGUCAGCCUCGCUCGCUAUGGACACACUCUCACAAGAAAUCAUCGACCAAAUCGCUAGCUAUCUGCAUUGGCCGCGUGAUACUAGAGAACAAUUACUUAUCGUGUCUAAAGCAUUCCAAAACUCAGUGGAACGAAAAACCCUCGCAAAGUUCUACCUUAGACAGGGCAAUACAGACAAUUUCCUACGACUUUAUUCUGGGGAGCGGAUACGCUAUCUUCGCGAAGUCAAAUUUACAUCUACGUUUCCCACGUCACAGGGUGACCGAAAUUUCAGUGAGGGGUGUCGCGAAAAGCCUAGCGAUCUGCUCGAAAAAGAUGAGCUGUUCACUCGCCAGAUUGGUGUCCUCUUCUCAACCUUGAAAUCCCUUGAAGAUCGAAUUGGAGCCGAAAAGAUGGCUGGGAAAUUACGCCUUACUAUCUUCCCACCGAGGAGGUCUGUCGACUGUAGAAGAUGCCAUCAUCGCGUUUGUGUCUGUUGGCGUGUUCACUUGCUCAACCCAGGAACGCUACCCCAGCUCUGCUCAAUCCAUACCCUCAAAUUCAAACAUAGAGGCUGGUGGUCUACUACAGGCUGGAGUCACGACUCAGACAGUUUGGACUAUCAAGUCCCCUCAAAGCUGGAUCUGCGGAUUAUGAUCGACAUUGCUUCAAAACUUUCAAAACUUGAGCGAUUGAAAUGGAAACUAGACAUCUUUUGGGAUGAAAUGAACUCAGCCAGGAGAGCCGAAAGACAUUAUAUGCAGGAUUGGGCGGGACCUCAUCGAGAUACCCGGCACGAUUUUGCGAAAGCCAUAGAUUCUGUUGAACUUCCCUCAUCCUUGAAGCACGUAGACCUCGACUUUCAUCGCGGGGCCGAGGAUUAUAUGGAUCAGAAUGAAGUUCGGCCAAAUCUUGUUUUGCCUCGACACUACGAUUCGUUCAGCAGUGGCUUACGAAUGCUCUCUUCUCAACUUGUAACUUUGUCCCUCAGAAUCAUUGCAGAUCAGACUUUGUUUUGGCCUACUGAUGAAAACGCUCCAAAUUGGCCGAAUCUGAAGUAUCUUCAUGUAGAAUUUACCCAUUAUAGUCCGUCUGGGACUUGGUAUUUUCAAGGUCCUCAGGGCGAAGGGUCCGACACGUCCCCCGGGUACGAGAUUACUAAAGCACAUUAUGAGCCGAUGGAAGCAAAUUCGACGGAUAAUGAAUACGACACCAAGACGCGUGUGGGUCGUUAUGUCACACACACCGACACGCAAUUUCGAAUAGUACCCAUCGAAAGAACCCUUAACCCUCUCCUAAUCUCAUUCGCGAGAGCAGCCGCUUGCAUGCCCUCUUUACGAAAGGCUGUUUUGUGCACAUGCCUUGAAUUCAAUCCUCGAGACAUAUACGAUUACUAUAAUGACUUUCUAGAAGAAAUCGAACAGAAGGGGGGAACCAAUGGGGACUGUAAUUUGAUGGAUUGGGGUAUUGCCUACGCUAAGCCAGGGGAAAACAUUCCAAUAAAGGGAAUGGGGCACACAAAUUGCGCGUCGAGGCAAUUCUGGUGGAUGACGCAGGACUGGCGACCAGAUACCACACUGUGUACAUUGAUUCAUAAAAUUGGCGCGCAGCAGCAUGGCAAAGAGGCAAUAGAUCACUGGGCGAGUGAUCAAGGACACCCAUGGGACACCGGAAGAACCUUGACCCGUGGUUUGUGA